This is a messenger RNA of Anisakis simplex (herring worm), 849 nucleotides long. The record is from the annotation of a GenBank genome assembly. Lineage: Eukaryota; Metazoa; Nematoda; Chromadorea; Rhabditida; Anisakidae.
GUGAUAAGUGGACGUUUGGAGGUGAAUGUGGACGGUCAAUGGGGUACAAUCUGUAACCGAAGUUGGACAGCCGAUCUGGCACGUUUGGCGUGCAAUCAAUUGGGACUUAUAAUGGAUGAUGAAUUCUUUGAAAAUUGGCGAAUAUUUCCAUCAGCGGGCGAUCUACCGAUGGUCAUGGACAAUAUACGAUGUGAGGAACGAGAAUACGACUUGACCAAAUGUCGUCACGAUGGAGUGACGCAUGGCAUUGCGUUGUCGUGUCCUCCUUCUGAUGUCGUCGGAAUUCGAUGCGCAGAACCACGAUGGGCUGGUGUUCGUUAUUCACUUCUCGCUAAUCCACCAGCAAUUACCGGUCAAACUUCAAUGGGUCAUUGGAUCAUUGAAAAAGCCGGACUGUUCGAUUUUCGAAGCAGUGAAUUCAGUGCAGCACUGCAGAUCGACUGGAACUAUCAUAGUUUUCAAUAUUUGACGAUACGUGAUAACUAUUGGAAUGGCAUUGAUGUUGUUUACAACGACUUGACCAAAAAGCCAGCGAUCAGGAACAGUCGUUUCGAGGCGAAUCGACGGCACGGUUUCAGAAUGCGCUCACCUGGAAUGACCAUAGAAGAAGUUAUUGUGAGCGGAAAUGGAAAUGCCGGAUUCCGGUAUGAUCCGCGUGUUUCGGUGCCACUGCAACGUGAUAUUGUCACCUGGCUGGUGAGACGUGAUCAGCAAGAAAUGGAAGCCAAUAAUGUCUAUGUGAUUCCGAAUCGAAGCAUCACCGAGCUGGUUGUCCAUGAAUCGCAGCUCAGUCAACGCAAAUUCCUUCUGGCACGCCCAACCACUGACUGUCCACUUGGUUGGUGCUGA